AUGCCUUUGGCAGCAGAGACAAAACGCAUCGUCGACCAGUUCGAGUACACGGACGACGAUGUGAACAAGGGAGUCAAGGAGUUCCUCCGCCAAAUGGAGGAGGGUCUCGCUAAGGAUGGCACCAGCUUAAGCCAAAUUCCCACGUAUGUGGCAGCCGUCCCUUCUGGCAAAGAACAGGGUCUGUAUCUUGCGGUCGAUCUUGGCGGAACAAACUUCAGGGUUUGCUCGGUCCAUCUCAAUGGCGACAAUACGUACGACCUCAACUUCAACAAGGUCGCAAUUCCAAAGGAGCUGAUGGUUGCCAAGACUUCCGAGGAACUCUUUGCCUUCCUCGCCAAGCAGAUUGAGGUUUUCCUUAAGGAUCACCACGAGGAUCACUUUGAGUCGCUGAGGCGCCGUCGAGAGGCCACCAGCGCCACCAAUGGAUAUCGUGAGGAGGAUGUCUUCAGGCUGGGUUUCACCUUCAGCUUCCCGGUCGACCAGGUUGGUAUUAACAAGGGCAACCUGAUCCGGUGGACCAAGGGGUUUGACAUCGAUGACACUGUCGGCAAGGACGUCUGUGCCUUGCUUCAGGCCGAGCUUGACAAGCUCAAGCUGCCUGUGAAGGUGGCAGCUCUGGUGAACGACACUGUCGGUACCCUCAUGGCUCGCGCAUAUACAUCGCCGAGCAAAAAGGGAACCAUUCUUGGCGCCAUUUUUGGAACGGGUACCAACGGAGCAUACAUAGAGAAGUACAAGAACAUCAAGAAGGGCCUCAAAGGAACCGACUACGUCGACACAACGGGCGAAAUGAUCAUAAAUGCCGAGUGGGGGUCUUUCGACAACCAGCUCAACGUGCUUCCCAGCACACCAUGGGACAUCAACCUGGACCGCGAAAGCAACAAUCCUGGCGUCCAGAUGUUCGAGAAGCGGGUAUCGGGCAUGUUCCUCGGUGAGAUUCUGCGCCAUGCCAUUGUGGACUUGGUCAAGAACGACAAGGUGCAAUUUUUCAAGCAGGUGCACGCAAACUCGAGCGCUUCGUCGCUGUUCACGCAAUACGGCGUCGAUAGCGCCAUCAUGUCAGACGCCGCUGAGGACAACACUGCAGAUCUUGCUGCACUUCGCAAGAAGCUCGGCUCAGAGAUUGGUCUCACUGAUGUAUCAAUCGAGGAUGCGCAGGCCUUCAAGGCUAUAUCUGCCGCGGUUGGCCGACGUGCAGCCCGUCUUUCGGCGGUUGCUGUUGCCGCCGUGGUCCUGAAGACGGGCAAGCUGACGGACCCGGAUUGGGAGGGUGAGCAGAUCGACAUAGGCGUCGACGGCAGUCUCUUCCAGUUUUACCCUCAGUUCCCCGACAUGAUCUACGAGGCGCUAAGGGUGAUCGAUGGCAUCGGUGAGAAAGGAGCUCAACAAAUCACAAUCGGGCUGACUCAAGAUGGCUCUGGUGUCGGUGCUGCGCUCAUUGCUCUGAUUGCAGCCGAGAUGGAAAAGAGUGCUUCGGGAUCGAAGUAG
This is a messenger RNA of Pyricularia pennisetigena, 1488 nucleotides long. RefSeq lists its product as uncharacterized. The transcript has 3 exons. The record is from RefSeq and is a predicted model, not a curated record. The coding region runs from base 1 to 1488 and encodes 495 amino acids. Gene Ontology annotation, molecular function: ATP binding; D-glucose binding; mannokinase activity. Gene Ontology annotation, cellular component: mitochondrion; cytosol. Gene Ontology annotation, biological process: glucose 6-phosphate metabolic process; intracellular glucose homeostasis; glycolytic process. NCBI's taxonomy places the organism in Eukaryota, Fungi, Ascomycota, Sordariomycetes, Magnaporthales, Pyriculariaceae.